AUGGGAAUGUUGGUGCUUUUCUUUCUGCUUACCACCUUGGCCUUUGGUCAAGUCAACAUCGUCAACUUGAAGCUGCCAGAUGUGAUCGAUGACGAGGUCCACGAUGAGGCCAUGUGCCUCACACUUCUGCAGAGGAGAUCUGAGACGGCCUCAGUGCCGGACACCAGUGGCGCACCGGGAACCAAUGCCAGCACUCUGGGCUUUUGCGAUGUCACGGCCAAUUCGAGCACCUGGGAGUUUUGUCGUACCAUUUCUCGUGCUGAAGAUUGUGUGGCGUCCUGCGUGUGGUCAUCUGGUGACCCAUUUCCAGGAUUCUGUGGCAUCCGUGAUGACCCAAGUUGGGAGCGAGCAUGUAAAAAGUUCAUUCUGCCAUCAGAAUGUGUGCCUUCGUCUUGCCAAUGGUUUCGUUAUCCCCGAGGCCCUGGCCCUGUACAGUGGCUCCCGUGA
Molecule: messenger RNA, 447 nt
Organism: Durusdinium trenchii
Lineage: Eukaryota; Dinophyceae; Suessiales; Symbiodiniaceae
Source: the annotation of a GenBank genome assembly